This is a messenger RNA of Rhododendron vialii, 892 nucleotides long. RefSeq lists its product as uncharacterized. NCBI's taxonomy places the organism in Eukaryota, Viridiplantae, Streptophyta, Magnoliopsida, Ericales, Ericaceae. The record is from RefSeq and is a predicted model, not a curated record. The coding region runs from base 299 to 709 and encodes 136 amino acids. The transcript has 4 exons.
GUUUCUUAGAAGAGUUUGAGGACCCUCCACUUCCUUCUUUGAGGAAAGGACAACUUUGCGGUCAAAAUUUCGGAUAGUCAAUCAUGGAGUAUGGGUCAGUUGGAGUUCUAGACGCUUAUCAAUGCUGCACCAAAACGUGUUAAUAACUUAUUCAAAGCUCUUUAAGCGAGUAAUCUAAGCUACCACACUCUAGAAAGCUAUCAUGUUGGGCCUUGUUAAAACACAUGAGGUCUAAAUAGGAGAUAGUUGUAAAGCCGCAGACGCUUGAGACAAACAAAAAGUCACCUCCUGUUUGGGAAUGCUGAUGUUGAAGAUAUGUAAAGCAGAUAAGGAGACCGGCAGAGGAAAAAAAUUAGUUGAAUCAGCUGAAACUGAGGCGAAUAUAAAGGAUGAUCCCAAACAACACAUAGGUCCUCUAGAAGACAUGGCACAAACUAACACUGGUGAUUUGGAAAGCGGGGACAAUGUCUCACAUGAGGUUAAGGCUGGUUUGGAUGCCUCUGGCGAAGUAAAUAUGGAGGCUUCCAUAUCAUCUGAUGACAUUAUACGUGCCGGAGGGUUUGGAGCUAGAGAUGACAUAAGCAGUUUUCUUCCUGUUGCAAGUGACUCAACAGAUUUUGAAGCUUCUCUUCGUGAUGCUAGAGAGUAUGAGGAUCCACAGGAAGAAAUCUGCAGACCAGGUCUGGGAUGGACAGCAGCUACUAAGUGAGACCAAUUCUGUUAGUACCACAUGGAGUUCUUGUGAUCAACCCUUUUAGUAUGUGUUGGUUUCUUAGAUUCCGAGUCAUGUGAAUAGUGUGAAGUUCCGAUUUGUUUCAACUGGAAGAACUCCCUCUGUAUGUUACCAGUUAUUUUGUUUCUAAAUGGAAUCGAUCAUAUCUUUCCUUGUGCA